Molecule: messenger RNA, 2137 nt
Organism: Carassius auratus (goldfish)
Lineage: Eukaryota; Metazoa; Chordata; Actinopteri; Cypriniformes; Cyprinidae
Product: zinc finger BED domain-containing protein 1-like
Exons: 4
Coding region: 656-1468 (270 amino acids)
Biological process (GO): regulation of transcription by RNA polymerase II
Cellular component (GO): nucleus
Molecular function (GO): protein dimerization activity
Source: RefSeq, a predicted model, not a curated record
UAAAGCUUCCCUGGCCAGCGCGGAGAUAGUUGCCCUGACGUGCGACGGCUGGACCUCGCGCACAACUGAAGCAUAUGUCACCAUCACGGCCCACUUUAUCAACGAGGAAUGGGAGCUCGUUACGUAUGUUUUACAAACCAGGGACAUGCCCGAGAGCCACACCGGACACAACCUGGCAGAACAUCUGACAAAGGCCGUCGCGGAGUGGGGAAUCAAAGAAAAGGAUCCAGUAAUCGUCACUGACAAUGCGUCAAAUAUGACAAUCGCAGCUGAGGAGGCAGCAUUCACACUUCAUGUCAAAUGUUAUGCACAUACACUAAAUCUAGCUGCACAACGUGCCCUCAAAAUCACAGCAGUCGCACGCCUGCUGGGAAGGGUGCGACGCAUUGUGAGUUUCUUCAGACGGAGCACCACAGCCAGCCACAUGCUGAAAGAGAAACAGAGGCUUCUACGACUACCAGAGCACAAGUUGAUGACGGAUGUAGUUACCAGAUGGAAUAGUGCGCAUGAUAUGCUGGAAAGAUUCCUGGAGCAACAACCGGCAAUCUGCGCAACCCUGCUCUAGAGUGAAGUCAGGAAGACCGAGAAAGAUCUGUGCACACUGACUGAGUCAGACGUGACAACAGCUGAAGAAGUAGUCAGUGCUCUAAAGCCCAUGAAAGAGGCUACACAGUACAUGUCCAAGGAGAAGACCCCCACACUGUCAGUCGUUGCACCCCUCCAGGACACAUUGAUUAAUGGAUUGAAACCAAUCGAAGGUGAAUCUGCAGUCAUAAAAGAGAUGAAGGCUGCCAUGGCUGGGGAUCUUCAGAAGAGGUACAUUGACCUCAAGGCAACUCUCCAUGCAUGUUCAGCGAUGGAUCCAAGAUUCAAAAGUCUUCCCUUCCUCACAGAAGAUGAAAGACAGGAAGUUUAUGAUGGACUGAUUGUUGAGGCUGCAAGAAUGAGCAUGCAGCCAUCAGAGAUUCUUUGGAGUGUGGAUGAAGAGGGCACAGCAAAUGCUCGUGCUGAUGAUGAGGGGAUGGCAUCUAAAGAAGAUGAAGACGCUGUGGAUGAAGGAGAGCAAUUCAUGGAAGGAGUGCGAAGUCAAGGUCAGCAUCCCCCACCCAGGAAUCCAAGGCCAUCUUGUCCACUGGCUGCCCUUCUUGGUGAACGAUACGGUGGUGGUGCAGCACAAACCAAGAAAAAUACCCAAAAGGACGAGGCCAAGGAGCAGAUGACCCGCUACAAGGAGGCAGAUCUCUUGGAAGUGAAAGAAGAUCCACUGGUCUGGUGGAAGGAGCACCAGUAUCAGUAUCCACUCUUGUCACAACUUGCUAAAAGGUACCUCUGUAUCCCUGGCACUAGUGUUUCCUCUGAGAGGGUCUUUUCCACUGCCGGAGAUAUCAUCACUGCUCAGAGAAGUGCACUUCUUCCAGAGCAUGUGGAUCAAAUUAUUUUCCUGAACAAAAAUCUGAAGACAAUGUAGAUCACUUGGACUGCAAUUAUGUGGAGAAGGGAGUUUGUUUAGUGUUCACUUAAGGCCUUAAGCUACUUUGCUAAGAUGGGUAAAACAUUUUUCAACUUGAAUUAUUGUCUGGCUGCCAUGGUUUAUUUUUUUCUGCUGGCUAGACUGGCUACCUCACAUACAUGUAGGCUUACAGGCCUUAAAAUACUCAGCUUAAGUUUUAAGUUAAAUGUUCUUACUAGUGACAUUUAGUAGCCAUGGUCCUACUAUGUUUACUUACCUGACGGCUAGACUGUUCAGAACAGGCCACUUGCACUUUAACUCCAUUGUUAAUUGCUAAUUGCAAUCUUGCACUUUAUUUACUUUUCAAAGGCUUGUAAGCUACAGUUUGCACUGUUUCAAUAAAUACUUUUCUCAACACAUCUUUGAUUAAUUUUGUCCAGCAUUUAUUUUGCAAGCUGUCUGAUGUUUUUUGAGUUUUCAUUUCAAUUAAUUAAAUCCAAGUAAAUGAAACGCUCACAAGAUGUCAACAAAAUCACUCUGUGCCCUUUAAAUCUAUCAGAAAAUGAUGUAAAAGUAUCAAAUUAUAUAGAAUCGUAUCGAAUCGCAUCGUUGGCUGAAUAUCGUGAUAUAUAUUGUAUCGUGAGCUGAAUAUCGGGUAUCGCAUCGUAUCGUGAGAUUAGUGUAUCA